This is a messenger RNA of Scedosporium apiospermum, 2010 nucleotides long. RefSeq names its product Caib baif family enzyme. The transcript has 4 exons. The record is from RefSeq and is a predicted model, not a curated record. The coding region runs from base 1 to 2010 and encodes 669 amino acids. Lineage: Eukaryota; Fungi; Ascomycota; Sordariomycetes; Microascales; Microascaceae.
AUGGGCUACGGUUUCCACGAGGACAUCACCGAACGCGAACUCGCCCGACUGGUUGCCACAGGAAUUCCGACGGCCAUCAUCCUCGACUCAGGGUCGACCGACAGCGGUCCCGAAAAGCUUGCCCUCGGAAGCAUGACAUGUCCGGAAUCUGCUUACGUCGAAGACUUGACGAAAUUGUUGAGGCUUGUCCACACGUAUCGAGUGCCUCUGAUCUUUAGCUCUGCUGGUGGGGACGGCUCAGACGAACACGUUCGGCUGAUGGGACAGAUAGUCGAUAGGAUUGCGGUAGAAAACGAAUGCUACUGUUUCAAGACCAUCUCGAUAUUCUCCUCCAUCGAUAAGGCUAUCAUCCGAGAGAGGCUCGACACUGGGAAGAUCACAGGAUGUGGAACCUGUGUCCCAGCCUUGACAGAAGCGGACAUCGAAACCUCACCUCGAGUUGUAGCACAGAUAGGACCAGAGCCCUUCCUGGACGUCAUGGAAGCCGACCCUGACUUUGACGUCAUCAUCGGCGGCCGAGCCUAUGAUCCAGCGCCAUAUGUUGCCUAUUCGCUCUUUCAGCUGAAGAGGCAAUACCCCAAUCUUAACGCCGAGGAGAUUCACUCCCGAUAUGGUGGCUUCCUUCAUAUGGGGAAGAUUAUGGAAUGUGGAGGUUUAUGCUCGACGCCCAAGUCCCACGGCGCCGUAGCAACGGUGUACCCGACCGGAGUCUUUGAUGUGCGGCCAACUGCCCCCGAAUCGAGAUGCACGCCCUACUCAGUCGCGGCACAUGCCCUGUACGAGAACGGACGGCCGGAUAUUCUGCGUGGCCCAGGUGGUGCACUUCAUCUGAACGAGUCCAAAUAUGAGCAACUGGAAGACCAAAGAACCGUUCGAGUUCGUGGCAGCCAGUUCAGGUCCCUGCAAUCACAGGGUCUGCCCUACCAAUUCAAACUCGAGGCUGCUCGUGUGGUGGGAUAUCGAACUAUAUUUCUGGGUAGUGUUCGGGAUUACAUUUUAAUCAACCAGAUCGACAAAUUGCUAGCCAAUGUCCGGAAAUACGUAUCCCAACAGCAUCCAGACAUUAUCGGAGAAUGGGACCUCGACUUCCACCUGUACGGGAAAGGACAGAGGACAGCAGACGGUCCAGGUGAGGUCUUCGUCGUCGCCGAAGCUGUCGCGCCAACCCAGCAACUAGCAACUAGUAUUGCUGCUAAGGCACGAGUGGGCAUGAUCCACGGACCAUAUCCGGGGCAGAAAGCAACAGCAGGAAACUUUGCCUUUGGCAUCGGAGGAAAGAUGGAGAUUGAAACUGGUCCAUGUGCUAAGUUUUCUGUAUACCACCUCAUGGACCUCCAACCAGGAGAAGAGCGCCUGAAGGCUACAAAAGCCGCUGCACAUCGUCCGUUGAUUCAUUGCAGCGUGGCUAUCAUCGGAAAGGGAAGAAGAGUACCAUCCGACGAGGAUUUCAGAGCCGGCAUUGCUCGACGUCUGGAAUCCCUCUCCAAUCCCCCGCCGAUUCCGGUAAAGAAGCAGUUAGCGAGCGACCUAAUCGUGUCGAGAAAUUCACCACGAACACUUUCCGACCUAACAUAUGUCUUCCGGUCGAAGAACGCUGGCCCUUACGAAAUCACCAUCGACGCUCUCUUCACCUCCGAAGAGGCAUAUCAAACUGUGAAAAACUCCUCACUACUAUCUCCAGAAAACGUCGCCAAAGCCCUCGGAAUCCCAACGAAAGACAUAAUAUGGCUUGGAUUCAUGGACGCGGCACUCGCGUUCAAGGUUACUAUACCACGCGUGCGAUGUGGGAGAAAGGCACCCGCUGGUAGCUUUAUGGAGAAUGAUGUCCACGGGUCACAACAGCACUUGGGUCUAGCUAAUCUAAAGUUACAUCCGCAGACAAUGAGUGAACCGUCCAGGAAUUCUGUCCUCGGUGUUUCUCGGAACAAAUUGCUGUUGCCCCUCUGGGGCCUGACGGUUUUGGCUGCCGCGAAGGCCUUCCCAUCAUGGCGGAAAUGGUUCGGUUGGUAG